GGGCUCACGGGUGCCAGCGUGAGGUCGCGGCUGUGUCGGUUAACGACGUUCUAGCGCAUAUGCCUCACAGUUCGGAGGUUGCGGGUUCAAAUCCGGCCUGACCCGUAUAGAGUUUGCAUGUUUCUCCCUGGGGGUGUUCCACUUUGCAGAAACAUGCAUUGAUCCAUUUUUCAAGCCACUUACGGGAGCGCUGAAGCCUGCCCCAACUAACUUCAGGACAACACCCGGAGCCGGAAUUGGACGCAGGCUGUCUGCACCAAAGUCUGGCCUGCGUACCGCGACGUGCACUGCAGGUCAAUUGAGAAAUCUAAAUUUCCUGCAGGUGUAAACGGUUGGUUGUGCACUACGAUUGUCUGGCGAUCGGUACGGGGUCUCCGUCGUCUCUUAGGCUUCGGUUAAGGUGACGCACUUUUUCCCUUGACAAAAAAAGUACAAGUUCGUGGAAUGUCGCCCUUCCCAACAUGGCCGGUGCGCUCGCGGGGCAGUUCAUGAAUGUCGCCCUUCCCAACGUGGCCGGUGCGCUCGCGCGGCAGUUCAUGAAUGUCGCCCUGCCCAACAUGGCCGGUGCGCUCGCGGGGCAGCUGGUUUGCUCGUCUUCCUCGGAUUUGAAGUCGUUGCCCAAAUGAGCAAAAAGCAGCGUUUCAACACAUAGAAAGUCGGAACCUCUUUGGCAACACCAACUAUGAAAGUAUUUGUGGACUUGGAAAACAGAAGUACCACGUGACCGGAAUUGGCGUCGGGUCGCGUUUCCGAGGGGAGGAGCUUCCGCGUUUCGCGUAUGUGUGUGUUUGGGUUUGGGUGGGGGGCAUAUGGAAAUGUUCAACUCUCAAGUAGACAACAUUUGACUCCAAUGUCGUCAACUUAGUAGACUCAAACUUUUUCCUGACGUCAGCGAGCCGAGCGGCUAAAAUGUCAGCUCUUGUAGCUUAGCGGUCUCGUGAGUACACGCAAGCCCACCGGAAGUGUGCCUCGACAGCGCGGUCGGAGCCCGGCCGAUGGGCAGCAGAAGCGAGCCGGGCCCGGGCCGCUUCGAGGCCGCCGAGGUGCUCGACAGCGGCUCCGAGGACGACGACUCCGCCGAAGACGACCGCUCGCCCCGGGAGCCCGUCAGCGGGAGGGACGCCGAGCCGGAGGGCGGCGGAAUGCCGGGGGCCAAGCCGGGCAAGAAGACUCGGGGCAGGGUCAAGAUCAAGAUGGCGUUCAUCGACAACAAACUGCGGAGGUACACGACGUUUAGCAAGAGGAAGACUGGCAUCAUGAAGAAGGCAUACGAGUUGUCGACGCUGACGGGCACGCAGGUCCUGCUGCUGGUGGCCAGCGAGACGGGUCACGUGUACACGUUCGCCACCCGCAAGCUGCAGCCCAUGAUCACGUCGGAGACGGGCAAGGCCCUCAUCCAGACCUGCCUCAACUCGCCCGACUCGCCGCCCCGCUCCGACCCGGCGGGCGACCAGAGGAUGAGCGCCACGGGCUUUGAGGAAACCGACCUCGGCUACCAAGUGAGCGAGGCCGCCGACGACGUCGCCAAGGAUUCCAACAAAGCCGUCUUCAGCGUGUCCAACGUGGCCGCCGCCAGCACGCCGUCCACGCAGGCGCCUUCCUGCGCCGCUGACGGGACGCCGCUCAAAACGCCGGCGGCGGGUGUGGUUUUUCCUGCUGGGUUCGCCCUGAUGUCAGGGGGCGGAGUCUCACAGGUGCUUACUACCAAUCAGAGCAGAUGUGACCUCCUUAGCCCCACCUCAUCCACAGCCACCUCGUCGUCAGGCCACGUGACGUACCCCGGGGGCCGGGCCCUCGUGUACACUCUGGCCACGCCCUCCCCGGGCGACGCCGGCCUCACCGUCCUCAACGGCCAGUCGCGCGAGCCCGCGUCCGUCCCGCAGGUGUUCCUGACGUCACUCCCCCCCGUCGCCGCGCAGAUCCCCGUCUCCGCCGUGCAGCUGCAUCAGAUGGUGCUGAGUCAGCAGAACGGAGAGGGCGGGGCCAACCUGGCGGAGCUUCAGGUCGUCAGUCUGGACGCGCAGCACGCCAAAGACGCCGUUUAGUCGGUUACGGUCAACCCCGCCCGGCGGUCCCCCGAUGGACCCCGAGCCUCCCGUGGCUUGAAAGGAUUUCUUUGGACUUUCGGUUGGGCCUGCGGCUGAAGAUCGUUUUAAGAAGACAAAUCUAUUUUUUGAUGAAUCAGUAAUAGGAUUUAAACAAAACCCCCCACUCGUUUCCAUCCCUUUGUUCCAAAACAGGACUUCCAACAUGGCGUUGAGAACAUGCACAAUCGUCUACUGAUGAUUACGAUUUAUUUUGUGCUUUGCUCAGUCGGUCGCACAAACUCAGAAAGGCUACAAAAUGUGCAAAGUAAAAAGUGGACAUUUGGGUUCAACACAAACAUGGAGUUGACGUAUUUAGAGAAGGUUCAACAAAACGAUGUUCCGAUGUCGGGGGUGGGGGGCUGGGGGCAGUCUUGUCACAUCUCCUUUGUCAUUCUUGAUUUUGUGAAUUUCGGUAACGGACACACAACUCGCGCGCUCCUUUUUGGUGGCCAACUGUCGCGACUGAACUCGAUUUGGGUUAUUAAUAUUAUGUUGGUUUUUUUUUUGUAACCUUGGCUAUUAUUAAAUGAUAUCAUCACCCAAAAGAGCAACAGCGUAAACAACUGUUUGACAAGAAAAAGCUUCCUCAAGGGGUUUGCAGUAAACAAGACAAUUUCAUCUUAUUCGCCCCUGAGAUCAUUUAUUAAUGACAUAACUAUUUAGACUGAAGUAUUGCAUUUUCAAAAAUCUUUUGGUGUUUUCUAUUUAAAAUUUAUUUUUCUAUUUUUA
This is a messenger RNA of Syngnathoides biaculeatus (alligator pipefish), 2816 nucleotides long. Its product is annotated as serum response factor-like. The coding region runs from base 996 to 2045 and encodes 349 amino acids. Gene Ontology annotation, biological process: positive regulation of transcription by RNA polymerase II. Lineage: Eukaryota; Metazoa; Chordata; Actinopteri; Syngnathiformes; Syngnathidae. The transcript has 7 exons. Gene Ontology annotation, molecular function: serum response element binding; protein dimerization activity; DNA-binding transcription factor activity, RNA polymerase II-specific. The record is from RefSeq and is a predicted model, not a curated record.